Molecule: messenger RNA, 2328 nt
Organism: Phialemonium atrogriseum
Lineage: Eukaryota; Fungi; Ascomycota; Sordariomycetes; Cephalothecales; Cephalothecaceae
Product: AAA-domain-containing protein
Exons: 1
Coding region: 60-2270 (736 amino acids)
Biological process (GO): ribosome biogenesis
Cellular component (GO): nucleus
Molecular function (GO): ATP hydrolysis activity; RNA binding; ATP binding
Source: RefSeq, a predicted model, not a curated record
GACUGAACAACGACCCGACCUGUCGCGAUACCGGAUAUGAUGACUGAUGAUAAGAAACGAUGAUGAGCCAUCGCAUAGACCGUGACGUCUCUGUCAUGGUGCAAAAGUUAGAGAAUGAUUUCAAGAGCAGUGGUCGUCGCCUCACCGUAACCGCUGUCUACGACAGCAUCAAAAACUCAAACUCCAGUCUGGCCCGGCAGAAAAAGAGGCCGCUAGAAGAUGCCAUUGAUCGGGUUCUCUCGAAGCGGGCCGAGGAACUCAAGCAGGGCGAGGAUUCGGAUUCGGACGCCGCGAUCGAGGCGGCUGAGGCUGCUGAGGCGAAGCUUGCAAACAAACCCCUUGAACGUAACUCGUACCUCCUCAACAGAAAGAUUACCCAGUCGUGGAACUUCUCCACCACCACAAACUCGACAUCUCUCGGGGACCAGCAGCAGCCAGAGAUGGACAAGGGAAACUCCGAGCGGCAAUCAACCGGCGAGCCCAAGCCGAAGCGGAGGAGGACGGAACGGAGCCGGAAGGAGACUGACAGGAGCCCUCCCAGCAGCGUCUCUAUCAGGGACGUCGCCGGCCUCGACGAGGCUCUCAAUCAGCUGCUCCAUUCUGUCUAUCUUCCCCUCUCUCAGACUAGCGCCUAUGCUCAGCUGGACUACCAGUUUGACAAUGCCGUGCUGCUCCACGGCCCCUCAGGGUGCGGGAAGACGACGCUGGCGUAUGCGGUCGCUUCGCACUGCGGUCGCCCCAUGAUACCCGUUUCGGGGCCGUCUCUUGUCGGAGGCACAUCCGGGGAGUCGGAGAAGAACAUCCGCGCCAUAUUCGACGAGGCCAUCGGCCUCGCCCCGUGCCUCAUUUUCAUCGACGAGAUCGACUCGAUAGCCGGCAAGAGAGACAACGCCCAGAAGGCCAUGGAGGCCAGGAUGGUGACUGAGUUGAUCGACGGGAUGGACAGGAUCGUCCGCGGCAUGACCGACGGCAAGAACAUCGUCAUCCUGGCAGCCACAAGUCGGCCCGAGACGGUCGACCCCGCCAUCCGCAGGCGCUUUGGCGUGGAGGUGGCCGUGGGAAUGCCCGACGAGAAGGCGCGAAAGUCCAUCCUGGAGUGCCUGUCUAGGCGCCUGCCCAGAACCGAGGACAUAGAUUUUGGUGAACUUGCCAACAAGACGCCCGGCUUUAACGGUGCCGACUUGAAGCACGUCGUCACCGCCGCCCUACACGCCGCGAUGAGCGAUGAGCUACAGCAGGUCCUGCGAAUAGAGCACGCCUCCAGGCCUGAAGCAUUCACGGAUGCCUCGCCGGCGCUUCGGAACUGGCUCAUCCUCCAGGAGAACGGAAACGACUCGAUACAAGAUGUCAAGGUCACAUUCGGCCACUUCAAGACGGCUAUCGAGCAGACUCAGCCGGCAGCCAAGAGGGAGGGCUUCAGCACGAUCCCCGAUACGACAUGGGAGCAGAUCGGGGCGUUGGAGGACGUCCGCAAGGAACUGAUGAUGAACAUCAUCAACCCCAUCAUGAGGCCGGACGUCUACGCCACGGUGGGCAUCAAGCCCGCGGCCGGGAUCCUCCUCUGGGGCCCGCCCGGCUGCGGCAAGACGCUGGUCGCCAAGGCGGUGGCCAACGAGUCCAAGGCGAACUUCAUCUCGAUCAAGGGCCCGGAGCUGCUCAACAAGUACGUGGGCGAGUCGGAGCGGGCGGUGCGGCAGCUCUUCAUGCGGGCCAAGACGUCGUCGCCGUGCGUCGUCUUCUUCGACGAGAUGGACGCCAUCGUGCCGCGGCGCAACGACAACCUCUCCGACGCCAGCGCCCGCGUCGUCAACGCCCUCCUCACCGAGCUCGACGGCGUCUCGGACCGCCGCGGCAUCUACGUCAUCGGCGCCACCAACCGGCCCGACAUCAUCGACCCGGCCAUCCGCCGCCCGGGCCGUCUCGGCACCAGCGUCUACGUCGGCCUGCCCUCGCCCGAGGGCCGCGCCUCCAUCCUCAAGACCAUCUACCGCAACACCAUCCCGGGCUCCGCCGCCCCGGGGGCCCUGCCCGAGCGCGACCUCGAGCGCGUCGCCCUCGACCCGCGCUGCGGCAACUUCAGCGGCGCCGACCUGGGCAGCCUCAUGCAGGAGGCGGCCCGCGCCUGCCUGAGGAGGACCGGCGACGACCCGGCCGUCGAGGUCGACAGGUCCAUCACGCCCGACGACUGGGAGGCCGCGCUGUGCAAGGUCAAGGCCAGCGUCAAGGAUAUCGCAAAGUACGAGGCCCUGCUGGCUCGCCAGGAGAGGUAAUAAGUGGCCCCCCUUACACCUACAAUGUACUUAGACCAUAGAUUUCCAUGUUCCCCCC